GUGCAAGUUCUUCAGUCUGACGGAGACGCCGGAGGAUUACACCAUCAUUGUUGAUGAGGAGGGGUUCCUAGAGCUGCCCUCCUCGGAGCACCUGAGCGUGGCAGAUGCCACCUGGCUGGCCCUGAACGUGGUGUCCGGUGGCGGCAGCUUCUCCAGUUCCCAGCCCAUCGGUGUGACGAAGAUCGCCAAGUCGGUCAUCGCGCCGCUGGCUGACCAGAACAUCUCAGUGUUCAUGCUGUCGACCUACCAGACCGACUUCAUCCUGGUACGUGAGCGGGACCUGCCCUUCGUCACCCACACCUUGUCGUCAGAGUUCACCAUCCUGCGGGUCGUCAAUGGCGAGACGGUGGCAGCUGAGAACCUCGGUAUCACCAACGGCUUCGUGAAGCCCAAGAUGGUCCAGAGGCCGGUCAUCCAUCCGCUGUCCAGCCCGAGCAACAGGUUCUGUGUCACCAGCUUGGACCCUGACACGCUGCCCACUGUUGCCACACUCCUCAUGGACGUCAUGUUCUACUCCAACGGAGUGAAGGACCCCAUGGCUGCCAGCGAUGACUGUGGCCACAUCCGCUUCUUCUCCUUCUCCCUCAUCGAGGGCUACAUCUCCCUGGUGAUGGAUGUGCAGACCCAGCAGAGGUUUCCUAGUAAUUUGCUGUUCACAAGUGCAUCCGGAGAGCUCUGGAAGAUGGUGCGGAUUGGAGGACAGCCGCUGGGAUUUGAUGAGUGCGGCAUCGUGGCACAGAUCUCCGAGCCCCUGGCUGCUGCAGACAUCCCCGCCUACUACAUCAGCACCUUCAAGUUCGACCACGCACUGGUACCGGAGGAGAAUAUCGGCGGGGUGAUCAGCGCCCUGCAGGUCAGUCAAGCGGAGAAGCAUUAGACGGCCUCGUCUGCUCCGCCUUGCCUUGGCCCAGCCCCACCCCGAAGAUUGUUCUCGCAGUAUUUCUCCACAGACUGGAAAAUCGGCCCAGGGACCCCAAGGAAUGGCCCCUGGGAGACUGUCCCCUCCCCGAUUGCCAUCCCCUCCGGGCCUGGGAUCCCAGCCAAGGCCUCCCCAUGCCCUCCUGCCUUCCCAGAGCCCCAGGCCCCUUGAGAACGAACUGCCUCCUUCCCCCAUCCCCACCCCAGAAAAUGGUUUCUGAGGCCCAGGGAGCCUGUGAGCUGACCCGCCUUCUCAUCCGGCCUGACCCUCGGCCAGGGGCAGGUGCCAAAGGAAGCAGGCUGCUCUGCCGAGGCGCCGGCGUGCCACUCCUCGUGUCAUCUGGGGGUGCUGGCAGAGCGGGGCUGAGUCGGUGGAGCCCAGGAAGGCCCCCAUGAGGGUGGGGGGCAGCAUACCGUGGUCGCUGGUCUCUGGUUCCAUCAGCUCAGGGCUGGUUCCCCAGAGUGGAGGCCAGUGUGCUGCCCUGGGGCCUGGUGGCUGCAAAGGCUCAGACUGAACACUGUGGGCCGAGCUGGAGAGAGCCCAGCACCUUGCCUGCCAGCCUCAGGGCCAGCACCCCGACCCCCAGCAAGACUGCCAAGCAGGGCCCCGUCCAGACCCUCCCCUCCACAAGCACUCACUUCUUCAGGGAGGGGGUCCCAGGAGACCCACCAGCCUGGAGCACCAGCUCCCGACCCCUCUGCUUUCCCUGGACCGUAUCUGGGCAGGCGGAGCCUGGGUCUCCCCCAGCAGGGGUGUCCCCAGCAUUCUGGGCCUGGGGUUUCUUAGGUCACCCCACCUCCCCAACAGUUGACUAGACCAGCAUAGGACCCCCUAAAAAACUCAUCCUGCCCUUCCUCCCCUGCCUGCACUCGCCCGCCACCACCCCUUCAGUCUGGGGCCUGGCGUUCAUGAGUGCUUGGCCUGGGAAGCAGCUUAACUGAGCCUUAAUAGAAAAAUCGUACCUUGUUUUAGUUUUUAUUUAAUGUAUUUGCGCCCAGGCUGCUGUUGGCCAUGGUUUCUGUUUUUAGGGGCUGGAGUCUGUCUGAGUUCUUUCAGGGGCCGCCGGGGGCUCAUUGUCACUUGGCUGGCGCUUGUAGUCCAGGGACAGGCGUGAGAGUCAGGGCUGUCAUGGGCCUCGGGCCUCUGAGUGGGAAGCAAGGAGCAGGGGUCUGUUCCACACAGGCCUCUUGCCAGCCAUGCUUCUGUUGGAGCCUCAGAGGGGUGAGGACACCAAGAGCCAUGGGGGCGUGGCCAGCAGGUGGCCAGCGAGGUGGCCUGUCCAUGGGGAGCAGGCUAGCCCAGUGCCCCUGCAGCUGGGUGUGCUCUGCGUGAGCAGGACAGGAAGGGCCCCUUGCUCACCUGUGCCACUUUUCCCUGGCAGCAGCUGGGUUGUGCAGUCUCUGAGGUCAGAGAAGGGGUGUUUCCUUGUCCUGAUGCAGGGCCAGUGUGAGCUCAUGCCAGGGGGACCCUCGGAGCCCAGGAAGCCUACCAGGUGGAGGAGCUGUCAUAACCCUCGCGGGUGCUCGGGGCCCACCACACUAAUUAGAAACCCACUGGUUUGGUUUGGUUUGGUUUGUUAAUUCAUUUUGCACAAAACUCCAACCAAAACUUAUCAAUUGUCUGCUGGUCCCAGAAGGGAGGUAGUUGCGUGGGCAGGGCAGUGGAAGCCCUGUGUCCCCUUCUGUCCUUGGAAGGCCUUGAUUUCCUUCCUCAGUUUCCCCACUGUCACUCCUCUGCCCUCCCUCCCUGCCGUGCAAGUGUGUGGGCCCCGUGCCCCGAGUAGUUUGCCCCAGACUCUCUAGGCCGUACCUGUUGUACACACAUAUAAAUACCUGUGUUUUA
Messenger RNA from Tupaia belangeri chinensis (Chinese tree shrew), 2761 nucleotides. RefSeq names its product cytosolic arginine sensor for mTORC1 subunit 2 (gene CASTOR2). Gene Ontology annotation, biological process: negative regulation of TORC1 signaling. The record is from RefSeq and is a predicted model, not a curated record. NCBI's taxonomy places the organism in Eukaryota, Metazoa, Chordata, Mammalia, Scandentia, Tupaiidae.